Messenger RNA from Gadus chalcogrammus (walleye pollock), 2592 nucleotides. It is a transcript of the gene fndc4a, whose product is annotated as fibronectin type III domain containing 4a. The coding region runs from base 678 to 1340 and encodes 220 amino acids. The transcript is spliced from 6 exons. Lineage: Eukaryota; Metazoa; Chordata; Actinopteri; Gadiformes; Gadidae. The record is from RefSeq and is a predicted model, not a curated record. Gene Ontology annotation, molecular function: protein binding.
UAUCAAAGAAGCAGUACAUAAACCAAUUGCUUGAGUUUUCCAGAAAUUUUUGGAGGGGCGGAGUAGAAGGGACGAUUGGAUACUGCGGAAACACACUUGUGCAUGAAUGAAUAAAUAACUAGGCACGCUAUAGGUCCAUGGUGUUGGGGAAGGAAGGACACACUGAAAGUUAAAGCGCUGCACGCACGACUCUGACAGGGAACUGUCCGUGGUGCCUGCAUGUCCCCUCUAUUUUGAGGGGACAAAGGACUCGAUCUAUGACAAACUCCCAAAAAACGACCUUAUCAUUGUAAUAACGAUGCUUGAACGUGAUUUGAAAAUUGUGGGGAGGAAAUCGCGUUCAAUUAUUAGGCACCUGGAUUAUUCAGAUCGCUGCUUGAACGACAGCUCAUCGAUCGCAUGAAUGGGAGAGCUAUUGGAUGAACGUUGAGAUGGGGGAAGCAGCGGCUUGAUCGAUGCAUCGUGUCUCUUUCACCCUGGGAUUGAUCAACUAAUUUCCCUUGAGAAGACUAAUGGUUUAAAGAAAAGACCGCUGAUCGAGGAGAUAAAAAAAGAAAAUCAAGAAAUAUAAUCAUGCCAACAAAUUAACUAGUCAAAGCUGUCUAAACAUUGAAGACCUGCAAACAAGAAAUCCGCGUUUACCUGUCUAAGAGAAAGCAAUAAAAGAAAAGCCAGCCAUGGCUCGCUGGCUUGUUUUAGUUAACUCCCUGGUCCUGUUGCUCUUUGGCAGCGACGCGUUUUUGGUCGGAGCAAACCGCCCCCCUGCUCCCGUCAAUGUGUCCGUCACCCACCUGAGAGCCGACUCAGCAACCGUAAGCUGGGAGGUCCCGGAAGGAGAUGUGAUCAUCGGCUUCUCGAUUUCCCAACAAAGGCAGGAGGGCCACACGCAGCGCUUUAUCCGCGAGGUGAACACCACCAGCCGGGCCUGCGUGCUCUGGGACCUGGACGAGGAGACGGAGUACAUCAUCCAGGUCCAGUCCAUCGGCCUGUACGGGGAGAGCCAGGCCAGCAAGAAGGUCCACUUCCGCACCCUCCAGAAGUCGGACCUCUUCCCGUCCAACAGCUCCAACCAGGAUGACCCAACGGUGCAGGGACUGGACAGGCCCAGACAUCUCCAGACUGGAGAGAUGAUCAUCAUAGUGGUGGUUCUACUCAUGUGGGCAGCGGUCAUCGCGCUGUUCUGCCGGCAGUAUGACAUCAUCAAGGACAACGACUCAAGCAACAGCAAGGAGAAGGCAAAGCCGUCCUCCGAGCACAGCACCCCAGAGCACCACAGUGGCGGCCUGCUGAGGAGCAAGUUUCAUCCAUCCGUGCCAUCGAUCAACAUCAUCGACGUUUGAGCAGCGAUGAAAAAAACUCCACAGUAACAACGCUUUCACCUUCAUCGACAGCACAUUCUCACGAUUGCCAGGGACGAGAAGGAAAUACAAAAACUGGAUUUGGCUUAGACGAUGUUUUGAAGCCAUUGAGGCAUAAAAAUAGAUGGAGAUGUCAGAUAUACGGUGUCGUGCCAAGUUUGAAAGACACGCGAUGCAUGCCCAUAAGUUGUACAUGAAUGACAGCAGAUGCUAAAAUCCCUUAACCUUAACCCUCUGUGUUCCCCUACCAUCAACACACACAUACACCACACACACAUAUUCUGGUAGCUCUACUACAAUGUUCCUAGAAGUGUGAUAAGACAUGUUCUGUACCAGAUUUUUGGUAUGUCAAUGCAACAUAAAAAUGCCCAUUAAUCAUCUCUGGGGAAGCCAGUCUAUAUAUUUUUUAAUAGAUAUUGUAUUUUAAAUAUAGAUACAUACGAUAUAUCUAUAAGGCAUUGUUCCGAAUAAUUGUUACAAACUAUUUCUGUAACAGUAUGUGAGUGACUAUUGGCUAAUCUCUGAAAUAAUUAGGAAUUCUAGUACUAUGUCCAUGUUUUGUUAUAUUUCUCAAAUGCAAUACAAUACAAAACAUAGAUCCUGUCUGUACAGACUAUAACAACUGAAUUUUCUCUAAUUUAUCAAUAAGCAGUUGCAUGCUGCAACUUGUUUUGCAGAUACCAUGAGUUAAAUUGCAAUUUGAUUAGUAUUGAUGAGGAACAUACAUUUUUUAAUGUUUUGAAUUUAUUGAUUGGAUGAUGAUUUUCCAACGACUGAAGUAUCAAGAUUGCAUUGAAUUUUAAAUUGGUGACAGUGGUUUUAGGCAACAAGAACACUCUCACUCAUUUCGGAACUUCAUUUUCAGUGUGGGUCAGGCGCAGCAGCAGUAGAAGUGGAACCCAUGAUGGAGUAGCUGCUCUUUCAUUGCAUGGUGCUGAAUAGUUAUCCGAAGAAUCAUUUAAAUGAAUCUCAAUAAUUUCUUUCUUGACUGUGAACCAUUUCGCAAAUAUGAACAUGGUGGUACUAAAAUAAAUUGGGUUUAAAGAAACAUACAACUUUGUAUGCAUAUAUAUAUUGGUAUGCUUAAGAUGUGAUACGUUUAUGAGAUGAAUGGCUGCUAUAGUGUGUAUAUAGUGCAUCUUUUAUAUUUUUUUGUAAUCAAAAGUGAUGUGGGCGAUGACGGGAUGAGUUGUGAAAAGCUAUCAUUGCGUACCUAUUUGUUCACGAAAAUAAA